AUGGGCAGUAUCAGGACGUUUCAAGCCUUGAGGCUUCACGGUAACAGAGACAUUCGACUGGACGAAGUCGAAUCGUUACCCUGUGGCCCCCAUGAAGUCCGCCUGAAGAUUGCCUACUGCGGCAUAUGUGGCUCCGACAUCCACGAGUUCGUGGCCGGGCCUCUCUUCUGCCCCCAGGCAGGCACCACAGAUCCCUACACGGGCAUCGGACUGCCCGUCACGCUGGGCCACGAGAUGUCAGGAAGCAUCGUCGAGGUGGGAUCCAAUGUGCACCAUCUGCAUCCCGGGCAGAAGGUCUGCGUCAACCCGUCCAUCCACGACGCACACUAUGGUGUCGAGCCGUGCUCAACCUGCAAGAUCGGCCGGGCCAACAUCUGCAAACGAUGGUCGACGUACGGUCUGUCCGGCUCCGGGGGAGGCUUUGCGGACGAGAUCGUCCUGAAUGCUCUGAACUGCAUCCCUCUGCCCGAGGGGGUCUCGUUGAAGAUAGGGGCCCUGACGGAACCUUUCGCCGUAGCGUGGCAUUGCGUCCGCAUCUCGGGCUUCGUGCCCGGUCAAGACGUGCUCGUCCUAGGCGCCGGUCCCAUCGGCCUGGCCCUGUUGGCGGUCCUGCGAGCCCGGGGCGCCCGCAAGAUCAUCGUGUCGGAAAUCGCCGAACAAAGAGCUCGUCAGGCCCGCGAGCUGGGGGCCGAUGUCGUUAUCAACCCGCUCGAGAAGAAGCCCGAUGGGCGAGGCGAACAGCAGCAGAGCAAAAGGAGCAGUGAGCAGGACCCGGUCACGCUGGCGAUCCACGACAUGCUCGGCGACGGCGUCGACAUCGCCUACGACGCCAGCGGGCUGCAGUCGACGCUAGACACGGCGAUCCGAUCCGUCAAAUCCGUGGGGACCAUCUUCAACGUGGCCAUUCAUGAAAAGCCGCUGAUGAUCAAUCUCAACCAGCUGGCCGUGGGGGAGAAGAGGCUCAUGGCCGGUGCAGCCUACACGAACGAGGAUUUCAUGCCGGUCCUCGACAUGAUGACAGCCGGUACCAAGAUGUUUGAAAGUUUCGUCAGCGCCGUGGUCCCGUUGCGCGACAUCGUCCAGGGCGGGUUCCAGGAGCUGAUGGACCACAAAGACCGCCAUCUCAAAAUCCUGAUCCAGCCGGAGUCGAACUCAGAUGGUGAGAAGAACGUGCCAGGAAUAGAGAGCUGA
This is a messenger RNA of Fonsecaea erecta, 1191 nucleotides long. RefSeq lists its product as hypothetical. Gene Ontology annotation, molecular function: zinc ion binding; (R,R)-butanediol dehydrogenase activity. NCBI's taxonomy places the organism in Eukaryota, Fungi, Ascomycota, Eurotiomycetes, Chaetothyriales, Herpotrichiellaceae. The transcript has 2 exons. The record is from RefSeq and is a predicted model, not a curated record. Gene Ontology annotation, biological process: butanediol biosynthetic process. The coding region runs from base 1 to 1191 and encodes 396 amino acids. Gene Ontology annotation, cellular component: cytoplasm.